GUAAACCACGUGCUACGUGAUCGGAAACUGGUGACGUAUUGACUUUGUAAUGGUUGACGAAGCUACAAAGAAAACUCUUGCUGCAAUUCCACUUCUCAAAACAAAAGCUGGUCCUCUAGAUGGAGACAUGUGGAUACAAAGGCUGAAGGAGGAGUACCAAGCCCUAAUAAAAUACGUGGAAAAUAACAAAGCGGCAGACAACGAUUGGUUUCGUAUUGAAUCAAAUCAACUUGGGACUCGUUGGUAUGGAAAAUGUUGGUAUAUACAAGAUAUGAAGAAGUAUGAGUUCGAUUUGAACUUCGAUAUACCUGUUUCAUAUCCCAGUACUAAUCCAGAACUUGCAUUGCCUGAGCUUGAUGGAAAAACAGCGAAAAUGUAUAGGGGCGGAAAAAUAUGCCUUACGGACCAUUUCAAACCCCUAUGGAGUAGGAACGUUCCUAGAUUCGGGAUCGCACAUGCAAUAGCACUUGGUUUGGGUCCUUGGUUGGCCGUAGAAAUUCCUGAUUUGAUAUCAAAAGGAAUUGUUAAACACAGAGAUGAUCAGUAA
Messenger RNA from Schistosoma haematobium, 547 nucleotides. It is a transcript of the gene UFC1, whose product is annotated as Ubiquitin-fold modifier-conjugating enzyme 1. NCBI's taxonomy places the organism in Eukaryota, Metazoa, Platyhelminthes, Trematoda, Strigeidida, Schistosomatidae. The record is from RefSeq and is a predicted model, not a curated record. The coding region runs from base 50 to 547 and encodes 165 amino acids. Gene Ontology annotation, biological process: protein K69-linked ufmylation. Gene Ontology annotation, molecular function: UFM1 conjugating enzyme activity. Gene Ontology annotation, cellular component: cytoplasm. The transcript has 2 exons.